This is a messenger RNA of Symsagittifera roscoffensis, 1911 nucleotides long. RefSeq names its product G protein-activated inward rectifier potassium channel 3-like. Gene Ontology annotation, cellular component: plasma membrane. Bases 410 to 1759 code for a protein of 449 amino acids. Gene Ontology annotation, biological process: regulation of monoatomic ion transmembrane transport; potassium ion import across plasma membrane. The record is from RefSeq and is a predicted model, not a curated record. The transcript is spliced from 4 exons. Gene Ontology annotation, molecular function: inward rectifier potassium channel activity. Lineage: Eukaryota; Metazoa; Xenacoelomorpha; Acoela; Convolutidae.
GACUGAACAUUUCAAAAGUUCAGUAAUUAAAUUUCAAAUUUUGAUCUAUUUGCCCAAAGACGUGCUAUCAUAAUGGAACGCAUAAUGCACCUUAUCUGAAAUUAGCUGAACAAAUUCAGUAAAAUUAGUCACCUGCUGGCUCGAAACUCAAAACUGGCUUUACUUCAACCUGAUACUAAUAGUUCGGUUCAAGAUAGUUGAUUCAAGUAAAUUUAAAGGCGAGACUGAAAUUUACCUCCAAUAUUAAAAACACGUUUGAAAUUCCUGGUCUUUCAAAAUUAUAAAUAUCCUUUUUUUAACAUUUUCAUCUCUUUUGAUUACGAUACUCUUGCAUAUACAUUUACAUUUACUAUUUAUUUAUAACCGAACUUUCAAAUCUACUGAGCUCGAAAUUUGAUAACUCUUCACAAUGUCAAAAUACCCGAUGUUCAAAAAUAUAAAUAUUGAUAGCCGUGAUUAUGCCACAAGCAGCCAAGUACGAAAAACCUCUCCUCCUGAUCAAAAUGUAGUUUCCAUAAAUCAAGACUCAGACGAAACUCGACCGUUGAUUCUGUGCAAGGAACACGACUACGCUUUAUGUUCAUUUCAAAGCAUCCAACACCAAUUUCGAAACCUAUUCGGACGCCGACAGUUCGACCGGCCGAACUUUAGCGAGGCAAAUAUAUCUUUAAACAUGCGAUUUAUAACCAACACCGGUCGUCGAAACACUAUCACUAAAAACGCUCCUCGAAGUUUAAAACGCUACUCCAAAACAGUUUUCCAGACGUUAGUGAAUCUCAGAUGGCCGUAUCAGUUUUUAUUUGUUAGUGUCGCUUUUAUAACUACGUGGUUGUUUUUUGGCCUACUUUGGUGGGGGCUUGAGCAACUGAUGAUUUACAUGUUUGACGACGACUGCAUAGCUGGAGUUGAUGGACUGUACUCGGCCUUCCUCUUUUCAAUCGAGACACAAACAACUAUAGGCUACGGAAGCCACUACGUGAAGAACACUUGUAGAAUUGGAAUUGGGAUUCUGCUGUUGCAAAUAGUGAGUGGAGUGCUGAUCCAGAGUCUAAUUGUGGCCAUUGUCAUUUCUAAAUUCACACAUCCCAAGUGGCGCAAGAGGAACGUCAUGUUCAGUGAUAAUUUAUGUGUCUUCGAAGAGAGGGGUAGCAAAAUAGUGGCGUUCCGAAUAGCAGACAUGACCAAUGGGGAACUGUCUCUUCCCGAGGCACAUGUGAGAGUCUACUUGAUUCACAGCAUGCAGUCUACUCCAGGGGGGAACACUCCGCGGAGGGAGGGGUGUCUGGCUAUGGAGGAGCUGGACAUUGGAUAUAAUAAAGGGCACGACCGGAUUCUCCUGCUAGUGCCGUGGGUGGUGGAACACGUGGUCACACCUAGGAGUCCACUGUUCAACAAGUCGAAACAGGAAAUAGAAGAAGGCGUGUUCGAAAUAGUCGUCAUUCUCGAGGGAUCUGUCGAGGAAAGUGGAAGCGUCACCCAAUGCAUUAAAUCCUACACUGGCCAGGACAUUUUAUGGGGAUAUAAUUUCAACACUAUGAUUAGCAAACGAGGCGGAAAAUUCCAAAUAGAUUUCCAUAAACUUAACUCGUGUUUUACUACUCCUAACGUGUCAAACGACGCAUUUUUUCAGUCCUCAACUGAACAACUUAAUCAGCAGAAUUCGUUCACGGAAACAGAUGACAUAGAUAAAGAAGCUUCGCUCUCAUCGGUGCCACCGCCUCGCAAACGCAGUUUUGUCACGGCUUCCUUUCAAAACUGAAACAAUCUCCUAAUUUGUUUCCUCUCACAAAUGAAGAAAGCCGUUAUAACCGAAGUCUAUAUAAAGUCAAACAGUCAAACUCAUAUACUUCACUAAGAAAAUUUGAUACUUUUGUGAUUUCUUUAUAGCUAUCUAUCUGAGUAGAGUGUAAU